GCCCGAGAGCGGAAGAGCAGGAGAACAGCGAAGACGGACAGAGAGGGCGGUGGGUGGGGAGUUGGGAGGUCAGGAGAGGCGAAGUCGGCAGUUAUUAUGCUGCGCCGGAUCCUGGCCUUACUCGCUCAUCCUUGUUUUCUCCCCAGCAGCGGCCCCGGAACUGUCAGGAGCGGCAACAUGUUCUACGCGGUUCGGAAGGGCAGGAGGACCGGCGUGUAUCGCACCUGGGAGGAAUGUAAAGAACAAGUUGACAAAUAUAAAUAUGCUAGCUUCAAGAAGUUUUCAACAGAGGAAGAUGCUUGGGACUUCGUAAAUGAUGGAUCAACAGGUACAUUUUGUCAUUCAACUGGCACACUGGCAGGGAAUGCAGCACAUGCAGAUGCAUCACCACCUAAUGACCCAGCGGUUGUUACAGAAGCUUAUGAAAGGCCAAGAAAUAAUCGGUUCAGGGUAAGACGACAACAUCGUCGUCAGAUUAUAGUUUCAUACAAGAGACCAUAUGAACAGCCCUCAGAAAACCAACGUGAGAGAAAGCGUGUAAAAUACACUGAGGUACCUUACACACCUCCAGAACGCAAAGAUGAAUUCUCAUAUACGGGAGAUUAUGCAGUUGUUUAUACUGAUGGGUGUUGCUCAAGUAACGGGCGCCGUACACGUGCUGGAACUGGUGUCUAUUGGGGACCCGAUCAUCCUUUAAAUAGUAGUGAAAGACUUCCUGGGCGGCAGACUAAUCAAAGGGCUGAAAUACAUCUUGCAAAGCAACUAGAGCAAGCCAAGAGUCAAAAUAUCAAUAAACUGGCAAUCUAUACUGACAGCAAGUUCACCAUCGAAGGUAUGACAAGCUGGGUUAAAAACUGGAAGAAGAAUGAUUGGAAAACAUACAAAGGAGCAGAUGUAACAAACAGAGAGGACUUUGAAAGGCUUGAUAAGCUUUCGGAAGGCAUGGAUAUCCAGUGGAAACACGUUCCAGGUCAUUCUGGCUUUUCUGGAAAUGAAGCAGCUGAUCGACUAGCAAAAAAAGGAGCUGGAAAGUCCUUGUCCUAGAAUGUGUUAGAAAUAUCCAUUGACUUUGGGGGAAGAGUAACAACAUUUCUGACUAACAGGAUGCAAUUGUCAUGGAUAAAUGUGAGUUUUACUGACACUCCAUCCAGUUUAUUGAUAUUGAGAAGCCUCAGGUUUUGAUACUUAGGAGUAUUCUAAAAACGGCUAGAGAUAUUUGAACAAAAUGCUUGUUUGAUGCAUUCUGGUUAUGAAGAGUUACGACACCACAGAAUUUUACGUAAGGCGUUGCCAGAGCAUGUCGUUUGUUUCACAGUUGUACAUUCAAGAGUUGUGUUUUAUAUAUAAAAAAUUAAUAAAAGUUUUUGUUUUU
Messenger RNA from Lacerta agilis (Sand lizard), 1372 nucleotides. It is a transcript of the gene RNASEH1, whose product is annotated as ribonuclease H1. Gene Ontology annotation, molecular function: magnesium ion binding; RNA-DNA hybrid ribonuclease activity; nucleic acid binding. NCBI's taxonomy places the organism in Eukaryota, Metazoa, Chordata, Lepidosauria, Squamata, Lacertidae. The record is from RefSeq and is a predicted model, not a curated record. Gene Ontology annotation, biological process: DNA replication, removal of RNA primer.